This is a messenger RNA of Tachyglossus aculeatus (Australian echidna), 2407 nucleotides long. RefSeq names its product mitogen-activated protein kinase kinase 1 (gene MAP2K1). NCBI's taxonomy places the organism in Eukaryota, Metazoa, Chordata, Mammalia, Monotremata, Tachyglossidae. The coding region runs from base 194 to 1381 and encodes 395 amino acids. Gene Ontology annotation, biological process: protein phosphorylation. The transcript is spliced from 11 exons. Gene Ontology annotation, molecular function: ATP binding; protein kinase activity. The record is from RefSeq and is a predicted model, not a curated record.
CGCCGGCGGGGGAGGAGGGUGCGCUCCGUCAGGCCGCCUCACGGUCUGCCCUCCAUCCCUCCCAUCAUCCCGCUCCUCCCUCCCUCCCGCACGGACGCCAGCUCGUCCUCCUCCUCCUCCUCCUCCUCCUCCAGGCAGCCGCCGGGCUUGCCCCCAGCCCCCCCCCCCCAACCCUGCAGGCGGUGCCCGCACGAUGCCCAUGCCCAGGAAGAAGCCCGACCCCAUCCAGCUCAACCCCACCCCGGACGGGGCCGCCGUCAACGGGACCAGCUCCGCCGAGACCAACCUGGAAGCGCUCCAGAAGAAGCUGGAAGAACUGGAGCUGGACGAGCAGCAGCGCAAACGACUGGAGGCUUUCCUCACCCAGAAACAGAAAGUCGGGGAACUCAAGGAUGACGACUUCGAGAAAAUCAGCGAGCUGGGAGCCGGGAACGGCGGGGUGGUGUUCAAAGUCUCCCACAAGCCCUCUGGGCUCAUCAUGGCCCGAAAGCUCAUCCACCUAGAGAUCAAGCCGGCCAUCCGGAACCAGAUCAUCCGGGAGCUGCAGGUGCUCCAUGAAUGCAACUCCCCGUACAUCGUCGGCUUCUACGGGGCCUUCUACAGUGACGGCGAGAUCAGCAUCUGCAUGGAGCAUAUGGAUGGUGGGUCCUUGGAUCAGGUCCUGAAGAAAGCCGGUAGAAUUCCAGAGCAGAUUCUGGGCAAAGUUAGCAUCGCUGUAAUAAAAGGUCUAACGUAUCUGAGGGAGAAACAUAAAAUUAUGCACAGAGACGUGAAGCCGUCCAACAUCUUGGUGAACUCCCGCGGUGAGAUCAAGCUCUGCGAUUUCGGGGUCAGCGGGCAACUGAUCGACUCCAUGGCCAACUCCUUUGUGGGCACGAGGUCCUACAUGUCGCCGGAGAGACUACAAGGUACUCAUUAUUCAGUGCAGUCUGACAUCUGGAGCAUGGGCUUAUCUUUGGUGGAGAUGGCUAUUGGUAGGUACCCGAUCCCUCCUCCCGAUUCCAAGGAGCUGGAACUGAUGUUCGGAUGCACGGUGGAGGGAGACGCUUCGGAGACGUCGCCUCGACAGCGGACCCCAGGGAGGCCCAUUAGCUCUUACGGCCUGGACAACAGACCCCCCAUGGCCAUCUUUGAACUGCUGGACUACAUCGUCAACGAGCCGCCACCCAAACUGCCCAAUGGAGUCUUCAGUCUUGAGUUUCAAGACUUUGUGAAUAAAUGCCUCAUCAAAAACCCGGCUGAGAGAGCCGACCUGAAGCAACUCAUGGUUCACACUUUCAUCAAGAGAGCCGAGGCGGAGGACGUGGACUUUGCGGGCUGGCUCUGCUCCACGAUAGGCCUGAACCAGCCCAGCACGCCCACCCACGCCGCCGGAGUCUAAGCGUAGCGCGCGAGAGGGGACAGACUGGCCGCCGGGCAGUCCCCGCAAUGCCCCCGAGGUCCUCUUUAACGAUGGCAUUUAUAAAGCGCUUACUAUGUGCAAAGCACUGUUUCUUGCGCUUUGUGUCCAAUCGGUUGUGUUGUUUCCCUCCUCCCCACCCCGCGCCGCACCCCUUCGGAGGAGGGCAAAGAACAUAAGCAUGUGCCAAAUUCUGUUCGUGUCGAUUUUGGUCCCCCGGGGUGGGGCUGGCAUCAUGCCCGGGGGCUGCCGUCGGUGGUGAUGACCAAACCGUGUGCAACGUGGAGUGCCAGUGAAACCCUUGGUGAACAUGGAUAGUCUUUGCUAUUGAAACUCACGCUGCUGUUCAUCUGCGCCUGUUGGGGUGGUGGCUUUUGGGAUUCUGUGACAUUUAAGUGGCGCUUCGUUCGCGCUGGCCCUGUCUCUCUUUCUCUCUCUCUCUCUCUCUCCCCCCACGACCACCCAGUGGGGCGGGAGGACUUGGAUCCUUCCCAGGCAGUGCACGUGAAGCAUGCUCUCCGUUGCUAUAUGAAAACGACAGCCAAAAAGUGGAUGUCACGGUUUUUUUGUUGGUUUUUUCUUUUUUUGGCUUUUCGUGUAGAAGUCAGAUGUCCCAGUUGAAAUCAAGCCAGAGGCCCUGACUGCCACAAUAGACAGGGCUGAAUCAGUCUACUGGGAUGGCCCGUAGGCUUCUGGUUAUAGCUCUAUAUUUAUUUUUAAAUAUACUGUGUUGGAUAUGCAGAAUUGUUUUAGUGGCCUGUCUCCAUUUUUUGACCGGUAUUUUAAAAAUAGUGGGUUGUUUUUUUUUUUUUUUGAAUGCCACACUGAUCAAGAUGUUACAAGCACAUCAGGCUUACCUUUCUCUUAAUCCAACUACAGAAUAUAUUGUAAGACAAUAGUGUGUAUAGUGCCUAAACUGUAUGAAAAUCCUUUUAACCAUUUUACCCUCAGAUGUUUAACAGAUCGAAUCCCUUCUUCUAAUAAAUAUAUUAUCAUGAUAAAAAAAAA